Erythranthe guttata (spotted monkey flower) is the source of this 1703-nucleotide messenger RNA. Its product is annotated as auxin transporter-like protein 5. NCBI's taxonomy places the organism in Eukaryota, Viridiplantae, Streptophyta, Magnoliopsida, Lamiales, Phrymaceae. The record is from RefSeq and is a predicted model, not a curated record.
UGUUCAUUACCAACAUAUACAUAUAUAUAUAUUAUAUAUACAUAUACACUCGAACACGCAGUAGAAACACACACCACACAGAGAGGAGAAGCUAGCUAGCUAAUUAGCUAUGGCGGCCCCUUCCGACAAGGUGGUUGAGACAGUUAUAGCUGGAAACUACGUGGAGAUGGAGUCGGAAGGAAAACAAAGAGACUUCAAGUCAAAAGUUUCCAAGCUUUUCUGGCACGGCGGCUCCGCCUAUGAUGCCUGGUUCAGCUGCGCUUCCAACCAGGUGGCACAGGUGCUGCUAACAUUGCCGUACUCAUUUUCGCAACUCGGAAUGCUGUCGGGGAUUUCGUUUCAACUGUUCUAUGGUCUAAUGGGAAGUUGGACGGCGUAUUUAAUCAGCGUUCUCUACGUUGAGUACCGAACCAGAAAAGAAAGAGAAAAAGUUGAUUUCAGAAACCACGUUAUUCAGUGGUUUGAAGUUCUUGAUGGGCUACUGGGAAAACACUGGAGGAACGUGGGUUUGGCAUUUAACUGCACUUUUCUUAUGUUUGGGUCCGUGAUUCAGCUCAUAGCCUGUGCCAGCAAUAUAUAUUACAUAAAUGAUAAUUUGGACAAGAGAACAUGGACGUACAUAUUCGGCGCGUGCUGUGCGACGACGGUGUUCAUACCAUCUUUUCGUAAUUACAGAAUUUGGUCCUUUCUUGGUUUGGUUAUGACCACUUAUACUGCUUGGUACCUCACCAUUGCUUCCCUUCUCCAUGGUCAGGUGGAGGGUGUUAAGCACUCGGGUCCAGCUAAGAUGGUGUUAUAUUUCACGGGAGCCACUAACAUUCUCUACACAUUCGGUGGUCACGCCGUUACUGUAGAAAUAAUGCAUGCAAUGUGGAAGCCAGAAAAAUUCAAGGGAAUAUACUUAGUAGCAACAGUGUAUGUGUUGACUUUGACCAUACCAUCAGCAACAGCAGUGUACUGGGCUUUUGGUGAUUUGCUUCUAAACCACUCCAAUGCAUUUGCCCUUCUUCCCAAAUCACACUUCAGGGAUAUUUCUGUCAUUUUGAUGCUCAUUCACCAGUUUAUAACAUUCGGGUUCGCAUGCACGCCGUUAUAUUUCGUGUGGGAGAAAGCAAUAGGCAUGCACGAGUGCAAGAGCAUGUGCAAGAGGGCGGCGGCUCGUCUGCCGGUUGUGAUUCCGAUAUGGUUCCUAGCCAUAAUUUUCCCAUUUUUCGGCCCAAUUAAUUCCGCCGUCGGAGCACUUCUCGUAACUUUCACAGUAUACAUUAUCCCUUCUUUGGCCUACAUUUUCACCUUUAGAACAGCUGCUGCACGAGAGAAUGCAGUGGAGCAGCCCCCAAAAUACUUUGGGAGGUGGGUUGGUGCAUACGUCAUCAAUAUAUUCAUAGUUGUGUGGGUUUUGAUAAUUGGGUUUGGGUUUGGUGGUUGGGCUAGCUUAACUAACUUUAUCCACCAGAUUAAUACUUUUGGGCUUUUCACCAAAUGCUACCAAUGCCCACCACAGCUGCCGCCGCGCUUGGCCAACGCCGCCGCUCCUCCGUUGCCGCCUCACAUUCACAACCGUUGAGAUUUUCUCGCUCAUAGAUUGUAAUGUAGAUUAUUAAUUAGACCUUUGUGAUAGUUUUAUUAAUUUUAAAUAUGCAUGCUGCAAUGAAUUAUAAACAAGUGAUCUAAUGUUGUUAUGAAUUUCAUAAACUGGCAAA